AUGGCUCCUACGAAAAGACCGCCGAAUACGGCGGCCUCCCUUGAAAGACUCAAAGCUGAAGUGCAGGCCAAGCUGGAAGCCGGCAACCUGAAUCGCAAGUUCCAACGGCAUGGAGAUGCAUUCAAUCGUUCACUGUUGAUGAACAUUCUGCUGCUCUUCUCGUAUCUCGAUCCCAUGACUCUAGCAGAGCUGCGAGACAACUGGCUUCAAUAUCUCGACCAGCAGAGACGGCUCAACGCUACCGUACACCGCAUGGAAGGGGCUGCUUUCUUCAUCAUUACGACUAAUCCUUUGCCCACCUGGAACAUCAAGAGCUCGGGCGCCUGGUUGGCAAAGCUAGAAAGCUGGGCGAAGGAGGUGUUGGGUCCGGAUGGAAUGACGUACACGCUCGUGGGAUUUGGCACAAGUUGGUCCGACGAAGACGAAGCCACCACGCCGGUUCUUGGUGCAAUGAAGGAAGUCCUAGAGCGCAUUUCAAUUCCGCUGAGCAUGUUAACGAACGACUGGAUGCACAAACUGCUAUCGGCUUGCACACGGAUUGUGCUCCCGGAGGCCUACCGUUUUGAAGCACUUGGGCUACGUCCUCUGGAGUGGUCAUCAAAGGAGAAGGCCAUCAUGAUGAGUCUUGAUGUACCGCUGGACUAUGUCGCAAACUUGGGAAGCAAUGACCCAGCCCCCGUUCAGGCCCCGUUCAGGUACGACUUCAAAAUGGCCAUUCCAAGCGACACACCCGACGAAUGUGCAGACUUGGAGGUCGACCCGUUUUUUAGCUUCAACUUCUCCGAUGAAGUCUACGAGCAUGCCACAGAUGCCCAGCAAGCCCUCGCCAAAUUUAUCUAUGCACACUGUGCUAGAUACGCCAUGAGCCAGUUCGAAGCCAUCGUCCUCGCACAGGCGCUCAUGAAUCAACAUACGAAGAAGCAUUCCAGCUUGACUUUCAACAAGGACGUCCUCAAUCUGCCUUCCCCAAACAUACUCCGUGAAUAUCGCACAUACAUGCCCGAUAUCUUCGGUGGUGGUGAACACUCUCAAGAUAUCCGCGAAGCCAUCUCCAGAUACACGAGCUUGGUGCUGGACGAACACUUGAAGCAACAGCAAAAGGAAAACCGCACAGCUGGUCUUCUCAUGGAGGGAAAAGUCAAGGCACGCGAGCAAUGCGCAAUCUUGCAGCAGCGCAUGUCUAAGAUGCGGACCAAGCUCUCCAACUCCGUCACGACUGGCAUGCGCUCUGGGCUCCUGAAGCUCGUGCGAGGAAAAUCGGAUAGCCCGGAGCAGCUCAUGAAGACCAGGAUGGAAAACCUCGAGCGAGAGGUGAAGGCCAGGGUCGACAUCCUCGAACGGGAGGUGAAGGACAGGCUGGCACUUUUGGACUAUGAACCAUCGGAGAAGGUCAAGCAGGAGCUGAAGGACUUUGUCAAGAAACCGUAA
Molecule: messenger RNA, 1428 nt
Organism: Lasiodiplodia theobromae
Lineage: Eukaryota; Fungi; Ascomycota; Dothideomycetes; Botryosphaeriales; Botryosphaeriaceae
Exons: 1
Coding region: 1-1428 (475 amino acids)
Source: RefSeq, a predicted model, not a curated record